CGCCAACACUCAGGCACAACAGGGCCCUGUCUGGUGGCUGCGAUUCUAGGUGGUGUGCUCACCCCUGCACGAGCUGCUGCGGGACAUGACCGACGCCGGAGGGCCAUUCACUACAAAAAGACAUAGAGUGCAGUAUACACACACGGGCAUCUGGGAUUGACACUGCGGGCGAUUCACCAGCCUCGCAUUGACCCGGUCUGGACGGCGCAAGACAAACAAUCAUGGUUUUGCAAAGGGCUUCGCAUGGACUACUCAAGUCCACUGCCAAGGCCUUGCCGAGGCAGCAGUAUCAUCGGGUCCGAUGGCUGAGCAUCCACGAGUAUCAGUCGCACAAGCUUCUCAGCGAGGUGCCGCCCUCCCUAUUGAGUCCUUACAUGUUUUCUUAUCCAAGCCCAAGCCUCUAACGCAGUGAUGUAGUUUGGUGCGCCUGUCCCCAAAGGUCGGCUCGUCCGCACGCCUGACGAGGCGCGCUCCGCUGUCCGCGAGCUUGGACCGAGCUUCAUCAAGGCACAGGUCCUCGACGGAGGCCGUGCCGAGGGUGUAUUUGGCAACGGCGUCCAGGGCGGCGUCCAGGCCGUCCGCGACCCCGACGAGGCCGCCGCGCUGGCAUCCAAGAUGCUCGGCCAGCGCCUGCGCACGAGGCGCUCGCCCAAGGAAGGCCACGCCGUGAACGAGCUCUACGUGGCCGAGACGGUGCACUUUGACGCCGAGUGGUAUCUCGCCAUGACAAUCGACCGCAACAACUAUGCGCCCGCCAUCAUCAUCUCGAAAAAGGGCGGCGGCAAGGACAUUGACGUGAUCGCCAAGGAGCACCCGGAGAGCAUCCACACCUUCAAUUUCGGUCUGACCAAAGGCAUCACCCCAGCGCUCGUUUCCGAAAUCGCAGACAAGGUCGGCCUGUCGACCUCCGAGACGGAGAGCCUCGCGCCCAUCCUCUCGUCCAUGCACCAGAUCUUCUCGCAAAAGGACGGCACGCUGCUCGAGGUCAACCCCCUCGCGCGCGCGCCCGACGGCUCCCUCACCUGCCUCGACGCGACGUUUGCGUUUGACAACUCGGCCGCCCACCGGCAGCGCGAGCUGUUCGCGCUGCGCGACCGCACGCAGGAGGUGGCCGACGAGCUCGAGGCGGAGAGCCACGGGCUGCUGUACGUCAGGAUGGACGGUGACAUUGGCAACGUGGUCAAUGGCGCGGGCCUCGCCAUGGCGACAAACGACGCCAUCGGGCACCACGGCGGCGCCAACUCCAACUUUCUCGAUGCCGGCGGCAAGGCGACCAAGGAGACGAUGCAGCAGGCGUUUGGCAUCAUCACGCGGGACCCGCGCGUCAAGGCCAUCCUGGUCAACAUUUACGGAGGCCUGACGAGGUGCGACAUGAUUGCCGAGUCCAUCAUCGACGCGAGCAAGGAGCUGGACAUUCGCGUGCCCAUGGUGGUGAGACUGCAGGGCACGAAUUCUGCCGAGGGCCUCGAGAUGCUGGCGCAGGCCAACCUAGGCCUGCAUGUUGAGUCGGACUUUGGGCGGGCGGCUCAGCGAGUCGUCGAGCUGGCCAGGGCAGCUUGACGGUACAUGUACCUCGACUGAUUCCUCAUUGAUAUGAAGCACGUGUCUACUUGUUGCUGCUAGACCAUAGAAGUGGAAGCCGUCUUUUGUCUUUUGUCGUGUGUACGCACACUCGUAUACUAAGUUAGUUAGUACGUAGCAACGUUCGAUAUUAGGCUGAGAUGGGGGGAACCCUAGACGCGCUUACAACUUGCAAGC
This is a messenger RNA of Purpureocillium takamizusanense, 1758 nucleotides long. RefSeq lists its product as uncharacterized. The transcript is spliced from 5 exons. Lineage: Eukaryota; Fungi; Ascomycota; Sordariomycetes; Hypocreales; Ophiocordycipitaceae. Gene Ontology annotation, molecular function: succinate-CoA ligase (ADP-forming) activity. Bases 616 to 1560 code for a protein of 314 amino acids. The record is from RefSeq and is a predicted model, not a curated record. Gene Ontology annotation, biological process: succinyl-CoA metabolic process; tricarboxylic acid cycle. Gene Ontology annotation, cellular component: succinate-CoA ligase complex; mitochondrion.